CACACACACACACGUACUAGCCAAAUGGCUAGUAAAGUUAUUGAAUUCACAAACUCUCUCACACAUGAUCCGCUUUCCUCAACACACUCCCCUGUGUGUCUGACACCAUUCUUACACUAUAAGUCAGAGAAGUAUCUGCGGCAUUGCCUCUAAAGUUUAUGUGAUGAGCAGCACCUCAGCAGCCAAUACGGAGCAGGACAAAAAAGAGGGAGCCGGAGUCAUAAUGUCCCCAUCAACUUUUGACCAUGACACCAUCGUCACCCCGCCCCCUCCUGUUCCGCCCCCACCCCUGCCAAUGGUAAACAUUCAAAGGAGGCGUAGAAUUAGGAGUUUUUACUGGAAGCCAAUUCCAGAGGAACGCGUUCAACAGCGAGGAGCACCCAACUUGUGGACACUUGCAAAUCAUUCUGAUAAACACAAAUUUCAGAUCGAUAUCAAGAGUGUCGAGGACCUGUUUGGACUGAACGACAGACACACAGUAGCCACAGCUAGCAGCAAGACCAGUCGAGUGCACAGCGGUUUGUCUGAGCAGAACAAAGAGAUUAGCAUCCUUGACCCUAAAAGGAGUAUGAAUGUAGCGAUUUUCCUUAAAUGUUUUAAAAAAUCCAUUCAGUCUCUCAUUGAUGACAUUGUCCAUGGAAACAGUGAGGUGUUUGGAGCAGAACGACUGAGAGAACUGAACAAACUACUGCCAGACACACACGAGGUGGAAAAGCUGCAUUCAUAUAAAGGGGAUAAAACUAAUUUAAACACUGUGGACUCCUUUAUGUACCAGCUUACACUCUUACCCAGGUUUGAUCUGCGAGUAGAAGCCAUGCUUCUGAAGGAGGAGUUUUCGGCUUUAUGCUCAUCACUGAAACAAGAUGUGUUCAUUAUCCGCUCUGCCAUCAAAGAGCUGCUGAGUUGUGUGGAGCUUCACUCAGUCCUUCACCUGGUGCUGGAAGCUGGAAACAUCAUAAACACUGAUGGUUAUGGUGGAAAUGCUGUGGGUUUUAAACUAUCCUCACUUCUGUCUCUGGCGGAAACCAAAUCCAAUAAACCAGGAAUGAACCUGCUGCACUUUGUUGCUCUGGAAGCCAAGAAGAAAGAUGACCAGCUGCUCAAAUUUCCUGAAAAGCUCCAGUAUGUCGAGAGCGCAGCACGGGUGAGUGUGGACAGUUUGAAUGUUGAGUUGGACAAUCUGAACAGGAGACUAGAAACCUUACAGCAGAACAUCCAGAAGGAUACACAACUACUGCAGCAACUACACACCUUCCUACAGUGUGCAGCUGUUUCUCUAAAGGAAGUCAGUGCCUGUCAUUCUCUGUUAAUGACUGAAGGAGAACAGAUGAUUGAGUUCUUUUGUGAAGACACAGAGACCUUCAAAUUGGAUGAGUGCUUCUACAUUUUCUCCCAUUUCUGCUCCAAAUUCACUAAAGCAGUACAGGAGAAUGUGGAGCGUGCAAUGAGGGCAGCGUCUCAACUGAAACGGGUGAAAGCUGGCAAGGGAAAUCAGCCUUCCUGGGCAGGACAACAUUGGGCAGGCAGUGUCUUGGGGUCCAGGUGCAGCAGUGAAAUUGAUGUUCGGACAGCUGUGAAGUGGGAGGGGCUUAUAGAGCUCCUUAUUUCUCAACCCCCCAGCUUCCACAGUUCUUUGGGGGGGUAUGGCCUCCAUCGCCCACGACAUCGGUUCAGUGACGGCAACAUGAAUAUAACGGAGACACACUCACCAUCAGACACACAGUCUCACUCAGCAUCCACGCCUGUCCAGGUGGAAACCCACACACUGUUUCCUGAACUGCAAAACUUUCCCUUUAAAACUUUAUCUCUUGGUCACCGUGGCAAUGACCCCACUGAGAUAUCGAGCAGUGUUGUAACAAAUAUUGAGUUUCCAUACCAUGACACUGGCAUCAAAAACCCAGACAAGAACAGACACAUGGCGAUGACCUCUGCCCCUGCAAAGGCAAGGUUAGAGGUUGAUGCCGAAUUAGUUUUAGGGAUGAAGUCAGAGGUGGGAUUAGGGGUGGUGUCAGAGGUGGGAUUAGGGGUGGUGUCAGAGGUGGGAUUAGCGGUGGAAUCAGAGGUGGGAUUAGGGGUGGUGUCAGAGGUGGGAUUAGCGGUGGAAUCAGAGGUGGGAUUAGGGGUGGUGUCAGAGGUGGGAUUAGGGGUGGAAUCAGAGGUGGGAUUAGGGGUGGUGUCGGAGGUGGGAUUAGGGGUGGAAUCAGAGGUGGGAUUAGGGGUGGAAUCAGAGGUGGGAUUAGAGGUGGAGUCAGAAGUGGAUAAACCUACAGAUCUGAUAAACAAACACUAUGAGAAACAGAAUGAGGAAGUAAACAGUAAUAUAGGUCUUAAACACAAGCUCAUCAUCUCUCCAACUGCUGAUAAAACUAAUGCUUCCUGUCGCAACCCGCCAGAAUUGAAAACCACCAGGAAGUCCACCAAUCAGGAAUUAGACUGCAAAACUAACAAAAUAACCAAUAGAUCAAAUAAGACUCCAUGUAAAAGUGUGCAAUCAUUCAGAAAAAUGCCGGUGAAAAAAUCGAUCGUUUCUCCUGAUCCCUCCCCCUCUUCAUCGUCACUGAAACCCCGCCCCCGUAAUCCUAUACAAACUCCGACUCAAAAUGACAAACAAAGUAUGAGGAAAGUUAUUUCUGUUAGCAGUACUAAGCCCCGCCCAAUCACACACUCUCAGAGUGUUAAAAUCCUGGCCCCAACUACAUCUACCUCUUCACACACAACUACACCAGUGCACACCAGCCCCACUCCCAAGGCGUCCUCCAUUCAGAAAUCAAUGGUGAAGAAACCCAUGAUUCACCAGAAAUCUGCACCCAAAGAGAAGCUAUGUAGAUUUACAAAUCUACCAACUCAGGAAAGUCAUACCAAUACCCACAAAACCCUGCCCCACUUUGCUUGCAGCACCGUGAGCUUCACCACUCGCAGUCCUGUCACCACCAGUAACGUCCCUCUCAGCCAGAAGGAUGUGUCCACUACUCCGAAAAAUUCUCCACAGAAUCACACAGCACCCCACAGAGCAAGCCAUCUGAGCACACCCAGUAGAUCAGCUAGUAAAGAUGUAAAAAAUGUAAAGGUCAAACCUGUACGUCCGGCCUGGAGGUAGACAUCUUUAAAAAUUUAUUCAUUUGAAUUAAACUAAAUUUUGAAAAACUUAAUAAAAUAAACUGAACUAAAUUCAGUAAAGAUGUUGUGUGUUUUUGUGUGUGUGUGUGUGUGUGUGUGGUAUUAAACAGUUCAGUAAAAGUUUUGGACUUAUUUCUUCUAGAUGAGAUGAAGAAAAUUCGGAUAUAUUUUGACGUUUGAACAAAUUUGUCGGGUUUGUGUAUUAAGCUGAAGCUGGAGAUACACAUUCACACACAGAGAGACAAUUUCAUCUAAAAGGUGUCAUGGGGAGGGGGGUUCAGUACUGCUUACACAUCAAGUCUCACU
Hemibagrus wyckioides is the source of this 3423-nucleotide messenger RNA. RefSeq lists its product as uncharacterized. Lineage: Eukaryota; Metazoa; Chordata; Actinopteri; Siluriformes; Bagridae. The transcript is spliced from 12 exons. Bases 164 to 3097 code for a protein of 977 amino acids. The record is from RefSeq and is a predicted model, not a curated record.